UCAGCUGUCCUGCUAGCAUCCUAACAUCCUAACUCUUACUGUAAUCCAUAGAAUGGUACUCCUAAGAUCAAAGAAUGAGACAUAGAGCAAAAAUUGAGGCAGCAGAGAAGCAAUUGUAAAACCUGAAGGAUUUUCCACUUUGGCAAGUUUGCAGUCUUAUUUUUGUCCUGAAAGAUUCACUGCCCAUAUGGAUGUCUCAAAGGACAAGCGCUCCCUUUCACUUCAGAUUUACAGUUUCAGAACGGCCUUGAAUAGACUUGAAAGAUUGGUUGAACAGAUAGCAGCUCAGAAAAGAGAUGAAAGAGCAGGCUUGUUUACCCAGAAAGAAGAUGUGAUUGAUUAUGACAAGUUUUAUGCAGCAGUGCAGGAGCUCUUUGAUAUAGAAAUGAGGAGUCAAGAUGUGAAGUGCUUUUACAGGAAGCUCUGCAAGAACCCUGAUGCACCUAUAGACUGGUGUGAGAUCUUUGGAUACUUCUCAGCUGAAGAUUCCCUUGCUCACCAAGUGGAUAAAGAAAAUUUGGUUUUCCUUGUGUCAAAAAAACAACGAAUUGCAACUUCAGGUAGUAGAAGACGAGAUGUGAUUAAGUGUAUCGUCAAGAUUCCCCAGUUGGAUUUACUAAUAACAGCUUCUCAGAAAGGAUUAAUAAGAGUCUUUAACAACCAGAUGAAAGUGCAGAUCAGCACCAAUGUCACCGAUACCUCCUGGAUUACAGGAUGUGAUUACCUCUCCCAGCUGAAACGAAUUGUGGCCACUACAGAAAGGACCAUCAUUGUCUGGGAUUAUAAAUCUCAAGGGAACAGCCAGGAAAACUAUUUUGUCAUCAAGCCCAUGGAUCACUGCCUUUUGUGUGUAUGCGUGGUGCCCCUGCCUGACCAGCUCUGCCGAGAAGACAUCCUCCUGGGGGAUGAUGGUGGCUUUGUGAGCAGAUUCACAGUGAAUAGUGAUGACUUUGGAUUAAAACAGACAAAAAUCAAAAAGAAGUUGCAAAAUCAUAUCUUAGACUCGAAGAACUUUAAAAGCGUUAAAAGGAAGCUGCAUAAUGACUGGGUUAUGAAAGUCAGAUAUAUUCCAUCCCUGAAUUGCUUUGGAUCCUGCUCCUUGGACAGUGUUCAUUCAUUAGUUUUUGAAUCCUUAAAGAGACUUGGGGACAAUUUGCCUGUCAGAGAGUUUGCCAUGCCAAAAGGAGCAAAUACUUUUUGCUACUGUGUAAAAGCGAAUGUGAUUAUCACUGGAGGAGAAGAUAAAGUCCUCCGGCUGUGGCACCCCUACAUCAGCACCAAGCCUGUGGGGAAGCUGGUGGGACACAUGUUCAGCAUCACCGAAAUCGUGACCAAUGAAAAAGAUCAGCACAUCAUCAGCCUUUCCUCUGCAAAGGUUUUCAGGGUGUGGGAUAUACAGACUCUUUCCCUGUUACAAGUCUUCCAUGACACCCAGGGAGGACCAGGAGACAUGCAGAUUUAUUCCAUGAUAUACGAUACCAAACACGGCAUGCUUAUCACAGGAUCAAAUUUUAUAGACAUGUAUCCUCUUACAAGGAUGAUACAAGACACGAAACAGGUUCCUCACACUCAUGAACGAGAAAUCAAUGUCAUGCUUUACAACAAGUAUUGUCACCAAGUACUCACUAUCUGCUCGGAAUCGAUAAUUAAGGUGUGGGAACUCGAGACUGGUAUCCAAAUAUACCAGAUUAUGGACCCUCAUGGCAUCAAUGUUGAACUGACUUCUGCAGCUAUUGAUGAAACUGGAGUUCUUUUUGCCACAGGAGCAUGUACUGGAACACUCAAAAUCUGGGACUUUAGCAGUGGACAAGAGAUGAAAGUGCUGCUGGAAGGGAAAGACUGGAAAGAGGAAGAGCACUGGCUGAAGCACCUGAUUUUCCUCCACAGUCAGGACAAACACCAGUACUUCAUCCUUGCCUUGGAGUGCAAUGGGACUAUCAAAAUGAUCCAGGGUAAGGAAGAUGAUACUUUCCUUGUGGUGAUUUGGGAGCUGCCAGAUGCCAUACCUUAUCUACAAGAUGAGAACCACACUGUGCAAGUGAAGACUUCUACUAAAGAUGGGAACAUGGAUAUUCCUUUCCCAGACGUCGAAUUAAUCAUUCAUAGGAACUCUUCUCAACAUACUAACGCACCAACCUGAAGGUUGUUCCACUGUGGACCUAGACCUGGAUCCCAAGCGCUUUAGAAUUAAUGACAUACUGUUCCUCUUUCGUACCACUGAAUGUGCAAGGAGAUCAAGUCAAGAGUCCAUAUGCUCUUCAUCCCACUGUGAAUCCAGCAAAGGUCCACAGAGCAGCAAGGGAAGCAAGCAAAGCAUACAGGACAAUGAGGGUAAAGGUGAAAACACAGAUAUAAUGGGAGAGCAACAGUCAGCAGGCAGAAAGGGUCCCAUCCCUGCUAACCCAGUGGAAGCUCAGCCUCCCAUCCUGGUCACUGCUCAUGAGGACGGACAUCUUCGCUUGUGGACUCUGGAGGGAAGACUACUGAAAGAUAUGCUACCUUUCACCAAACAUUCUGCCAUUUCUCUGACAUCACUGUAUACUGAUUCAUGUUCCAGGGUGCUACUGGCUGGAAAUGUCGAAGGACAUGUCAUCCUUUGCACUAUUAGCUCCUUCCUGGAACCGCCUCAUGAUGAAAAGAAAUUUAAACAGGUGCUCUCGUGGCGAGCUCAUGCUUCAGAAAUUGUUCAAGUGAUCUAUGUGGAAGACAAGCAAAUGGUGCUUACUGCUUCCGUCGAUGGCUCAGUCAGGCUGUGGCAUGCCUUCAACGGUCAUUAUUGUGGAUAUUUUGGACAGCAAAGAGUCUUUGAUUUAUCACAAACAAGAGAUUUCAUUUUGCCAUGUGAUGUUACUGAACUUCCUGUGGAAAUAAAAGAAGAAAGCAAGUUCACAGAGAAGAAGCAAAAAUAUGAAUAUCCUCUGGUAUUUGACCGGCAAAAAUGGAGAAAAAUGAGCUCAACAACUUUACUUUCCAAACGUGCACCUCCCAAGGCCUUUGAAGUGCAACACGAUUUUAAGUUUUUCAAGUCUCUUUCUUCUCCCAAGGUUCGCAGAAAUGCCUUGGAAAGUUUCAUGACUGAAAACAAAGAGGCUGGAAUUGUUUUUGGUUCUCUGCCUAUCUACAAGGUACCAAGCCCCACUACUCUAAAAUUCCUUCCACUCAUUGGUGUAGGAGCACAAAGGGAAUCCUUGGACAGCAUGGCAGCAAAGAAGAAGGGAAGUCAUGGUCAACAUGAAAAAACGUUACGGAGAAAAAGUCUGAAAAAAAAUUUAGUUCCGCAAAUAAAUCUGGCUUCUUCCUUCUUCCCGGCUUUGCCCAAGGAAAGAGGAAAUUCAGAAUAGGUUGCUGCGUAUACGGUGACAAGUUCUGGAUGAUGCUGUGGGCUUCAUCUCAGGAAGACUAUGAAAAUCCACUAGUCACCCAUUUCAGACCCCCAGCCCGACCUGUUGAUGGGAGAGAUUGCUUAAGAAGCUCAAGUGAUUUCAGCUCAGGACACCAAAAAAGCAGCAAGCAACCACUUUGCCAACUUCUUUUAUAUAUAAAAAACCACUUAAUAGGCAACACUUCUUGUUUACUUCAACAAAAUGGUACAUAAGGAAACAAAUUAAGUCAGUAGCAUAAGUAUCUAAGUAAUACGGUUAUCAGUGAUUAGCCUUCUACUCCUUCCCAUUGUUCGUCUCAGUCCAUGACCAGCAGCAUUAUCAGAAUGUGGAGUAAGAGGCAGCUUACUUGCGGGCCAUGUUAUGUGGUGCACAAGCAGGAUUAUUAUU
This is a messenger RNA of Chinchilla lanigera (long-tailed chinchilla), 3770 nucleotides long. RefSeq names its product WD repeat domain 64 (gene Wdr64). NCBI's taxonomy places the organism in Eukaryota, Metazoa, Chordata, Mammalia, Rodentia, Chinchillidae. The record is from RefSeq and is a predicted model, not a curated record. Gene Ontology annotation, molecular function: protein binding.